AUGUCAUCGAUGCAAAGUAUGAGCCAGCAGUCGAUGAAGGCAGAGGAGGGCGAGGUUUACUCUGCUGAGCCUAAUCUUCCGCCAAACACAUCUAGCAGCCAGGCGUUCGGCUACGAGCAUGGAACAAGCAGCUGGGUGUCGACAGAUCCGGGUCCCGGCGUUGCAAAGACAGCCGGCGGCGCGAAUGAUCCGUGGGCGGCUUAUCCGGACGGCUUGCCGGAAACCGCGGAUUUGUCCUCCUAUACCUCCCAUGCGCCAGUCGCGACCUUGUCGACGGGGUGGUCGGCAACGCCGCCCGGACUUCAUAGGGUAGACAGCAGCUCUCGCCUCGAUACAUGGAGGGCCUAUCCACCGGGAACGAGAUCAAUGUCCUAUAGCGACGAUCAGUCAGGACAAUUCAUGCCGCCGACGAGACCAUACGAGAGGGUGCAACCGCCGAUUGCGACUAAUGCUGUGCCGGAAGCAAGCAUGGGUGCUCAUGGCUCCCUCUCUGCUGGUGCCAUGCCGCAUGCGACGUACAGUUCAUGGCAAUUGCCAUACCAAUAUUCCAGAUCCAACGAAGAUUACGGCGUUUGGUACGAAGACCGUGAGCACCAUGCGUCGGAAGCGCAUAUGUCGUCUGUGGGAGAAGAUCCAUCACAAGCCGGAGGUAUGUACUACGGCGGGAGAUGA
Messenger RNA from Annulohypoxylon truncatum, 672 nucleotides. RefSeq lists its product as uncharacterized. The coding region runs from base 1 to 672 and encodes 223 amino acids. Lineage: Eukaryota; Fungi; Ascomycota; Sordariomycetes; Xylariales; Hypoxylaceae. The record is from RefSeq and is a predicted model, not a curated record. The transcript is spliced from 2 exons.